AUGCCCGCCGGAGCCUCCUCCACUGAACGCAAAACUUCCACCACUACAUUGUCGUCCAUUGUCUCUGUUCUCAACUCCCCCGCUACUUCCGCUUCCGCUUCCGCUUCACCAUCCCCAGAACCUUCCAACAUGGUUGGCCGCAAGAGCACUAUGCGUCGCAGCCCGCAAACCGAAAUCUCCAUGCCCGUUACCUACACUCCCACCACCCACCGCAUCAGCAAAGCCAAGAAGGGUAAGCGGGUGCACGCCUGCGAAUUUCCUGGUUGCAAUAAGGUCUUUACUCGCGCCGAGCACCGCAGACGUCACGAAUUGAACCACAACCCCGAAGCUUCCUACCGAUGCACACACCUGGGUUGCAAAAAGGCCUUCCACAGGUCUGAUCUACUUGCGCGCCAUAUUGAGCGACAUGAGCUUGAGUCGCAACCCGAACAAAAUCAAUGGGCUCCUCAGAGCCAGACUCCUCUCCCCAGUGACUCGACCGCGAUCCCGCGAUGCAUUUCUAUGGACAGCAGCUCUCUGAUGGCGGGUACUUCCCAGCCCAACUCUAUGUCUAUUGGUGCUCUGGUGGCUCCAGGAGUGCAUCCAGAUCUCGCAAAUGACUGCUCUAUGGUGUGGACUGGGAUGGAUUUGCCUCUACAACACCCUCGCCCAUCCAACAACCUAUUCCACAACCAGCUCCCCGAAUCCGCCGAUGACAGCCCUUUCUACUCCUCCCCCGCCGAGACCUGCCCUUCUCCUCUGUCAGACAACUUCUCCCUCCCUACCCACAGCAGCUCAAUGUCCUCCGUCUCUCUGAUUGAUGCAUACCCUAAGAACAUCAUGAAGACCGACCUGACUGCUUCUCCCAUGCAAAUUCACUCCGAACUGUACGCAAUGCCCAUCUCUCUCGAGGACAGCCUGAUCCAGCCACCGGUUCAGUGCCACUACCCUUCUCCCUCCUACCCUUCACCAUCUUACCCAUCUUCAUACCCCUCUCCUUCAUGGUCCAGCCCAGACUGUCUACCCUACGACGACCAGGUACAGUCACUGGCACACUUCCAGCCCCUCGGCUGGAAGCAGUGGGCCAUGUAA
This is a messenger RNA of Penicillium odoratum, 1071 nucleotides long. RefSeq lists its product as uncharacterized. NCBI's taxonomy places the organism in Eukaryota, Fungi, Ascomycota, Eurotiomycetes, Eurotiales, Aspergillaceae. The record is from RefSeq and is a predicted model, not a curated record. Gene Ontology annotation, cellular component: chromatin. Gene Ontology annotation, biological process: regulation of transcription by RNA polymerase II. The transcript has 3 exons. The coding region runs from base 1 to 1071 and encodes 356 amino acids. Gene Ontology annotation, molecular function: DNA-binding transcription factor activity, RNA polymerase II-specific; RNA polymerase II cis-regulatory region sequence-specific DNA binding.